AAUGCAAAGCUCAAACUUAUAUUUUGUAUAUAAUUCUGGAUCUGAAUAAUUUUGGAAGAGAAAAGAUUAUUAAUUAAUAAAUGACCUCAUGUAAGGAUUACUCCAAGAUUCAAGAGAGAUGAUAACAUUGUAUAAAACUUAGAAAAUAUUGAAAAAGUUUAUCGGUAGGAGAUAUAAAAUCUUUUAACAACAUUUGUUUUAUUUCAGAGAGGUACAUAUAUAAUAGUUAGUAGAAAGAAUGGUGAAUUGGGGGGAUUUGUUGUAUUAAAGAAUGUCUAUUUUAAAAUAAUCAAAAAAAAUGCAACCCAAAAUAUUCCUUAUGACAACUGUCUUACUCUAAUUAGAGAUCGCAGUAGAAUUGAUCUUUACUUUAAUCUUUCACCUGAGAUUGAAUUAUUCUUAAGAGAACUAUAGAGAUUUUGUAUUAUUGAUGGUUUUAAUGAUCAAUAUUAAUUGCUUCAAAAUAUAGGGACUGGUUCUACAGCAUAAGUAUUAUAUUAGUAAAUAAAUUAGGUCUUUUUGGCUUAAAAUACUUAAGAUCAUUAGUUAUAUGCAGUAAAAUAGAUUGAAAAAGAAUAAGCAACUGGAAGACAUCGUGUGUUAAGAUCAAAAACAUUAUUAGAAGAAAUUUUUAUGAUGAGAAGUUUGGAUCAUCCAAAUAUAAUGAAAUUACAUCAAGUUUAUGAAUCAGAAAGUAGAAUUCAUAUUAAUAAAUAGAACAUAUAUAAUUAGUUAUAAGUUUAUUUGAAGGAGGACAAUUAAUGGAUAAAAUAAAAAACUUUAAUUUCCUAAUAAAAAGAGAAUUGGCUAAAGUGUUAAUUGAAACUGUUUAUUAUAUGCAUACCAAAGUAUUUAAUAUCUAAAUUAGGGAAUUAUGCAUAGAGAUUUAAAGCCAUUCAAUAUACUUUACAAAAAUAAAGAUCCUUAAGAUUGGUAAUUUGGAAUUGGAGAUUUUGGAUUUUCAACCUCAAUUAAAUAACAAUAGCAUAUAUUAUAUAAAUGUGGUACUCCUGGUUAUGUGGCACCUGAAAUAAUAGAAUAUAGAGAAAAGUCUAAGAUGUAUGGAUUGUCAUGUGAUGUGUUUAGUAUUGGUGUAAUUAUAUAUGAAAUGUAAGAGUAGAAAAAUUAAAUAGCUUUUUUAAUACUCAUCCCUUCAAAAGUAAGACAAAAGAUGAUACUUUAAGAUAAAAUGUUAAUGCAUAAAUAAAUUUUGAUGAUCGUGUUUGUAUUCCAUAAUCUCUAAAAUCUUUGAUUAUUUCUAUGGUUAGAAAAAAUCCACGUCAUAGAUUCACUUUAUAAUAAUGUUUAGAACAUGAUUUUUUUAAAGAGAGUUUAUCAAGAUUUAAUGAAUUAUCAUAAGAAAUUUAAGAGUAAAUUUAUAUAUGAAAAUUUAUAGACAUGAACCAAAGACUAUGGAGAUUAGAAACAUUAGAUGUCAAACAUUAUAGUUAUUAAAAACUCAAAAUAAUAAAAGAAGAUAAUCUUUACCUCAAGAUUUCUCUGUUACUUAAGAACCAUAAAUUUAACAAAGUAAUAUUAUAUUGAUUUAUCAAAAGGAAAAAGUAUUGCAAUAAAACAUAGAUAAUCAGUUUCAUCUACUCAUGAAUCAAAAAUUAAAUUAGAAUCUUAAUAGUAAUUUUACAUAUCCUAAUAAAAUUAAAUGUAAAUACCAUCUUAGGUAAAAUUAAUUUAAUUAGAUAAAAUUUGUGAGAUUUUCCUAAAUGAUUAACAUUAAAUACCAAAAGAAUUUGGAUAUACAUAUUUAAUUAAAAAGUAUUGA
Messenger RNA from Paramecium pentaurelia, 1780 nucleotides. Lineage: Eukaryota; Ciliophora; Oligohymenophorea; Peniculida; Parameciidae. The record is from the annotation of a GenBank genome assembly.